Chenopodium quinoa (quinoa) is the source of this 1437-nucleotide messenger RNA. RefSeq lists its product as uncharacterized. The transcript is spliced from 2 exons. Bases 1 to 1437 code for a protein of 478 amino acids. Lineage: Eukaryota; Viridiplantae; Streptophyta; Magnoliopsida; Caryophyllales; Amaranthaceae. The record is from RefSeq and is a predicted model, not a curated record.
AUGAAACGAACAGAACAUAGCUGGAUGUAUGAAAGGAAGGUUAAGCAAACUAUUAAUCCAGAGUUCGUGAAAGGGGUUGAUGAAUUCAUUCAAUACGUCAAAGAUAAUCUCGAGAGUAGUAACCCGAAUGAAGUUAGGUGUCCAUGUGCUAAAUGUAAGAACAAACGGCUUUGGGAUCCAGAAACGGUUAAAAUUCAUUUGUUUCGCAUGGGUUUUAUACCUAAUUACUAUGAGUGGAUGUGUCACGGGGAAGGGUUUCCGAUAGUUCCUGAACGACGGUCCAAUGAAUAUCGUGAAAUGGUUUUUGAUGCUUUUGGUCAUAGUCAGGAUCAAGGGAAUUUCGAGCAGGCUUGUGUUUCAUUAGAGGAGGAGCCUAAUGCACAAGCUAAGCAUUUUUUGCAUUUUUUGAAGGCUUCUGAAAGGCCAUUAUACGAAGGGAGUUCGUUUUCUGUGUUAGAAAUGACCGCUAGAAUCACUAGUCUAAAGUACGAGUAUAAUCUUCCCCACAGAUGUGUUAAUGGGUUUGUUUCUUUGCUCAGUGAAGCAAUUCCUGACAACAACCAUAUGGCCGACACAUUCUAUGAGGUGAAGAAGAUUGUGAAGGGCUUGGAACUACCUCAUGAAAGGAUUCACGUUUUCCCGAAAGGAUGUAUGCUGUUUUGGAAGGAUGAUGCUCAGCUGUCUACAUGUAGGGCGUGUGGCAGUGACCGAUACAAGCAGAAUUCCAAGGGUAGCCUAGUGCUUUUGAACGUUUUGUUUUAUUUCCCGAUCACACCCAGGUUGCAAAGACUCUUUACAACCAAGAACAUUUCGGAGGAAAUGACAUGGCAUUCGAAAAAUCCUCGAGUUCAAGGCACAAUGGCACACCCUAGUGAUAGUGAAGCUUGGAAACACCUCGAUAGUUGCUUUCCAGAGUUUACUUCCGAGCCUCGUAAUGUUCGGCUUGGCUUGUAUACAGAUGGUUUUGCUCUUCAUGAUCACCCUUUUCGGAAUAGUAGAACUGCAUUCUGCAAAAACAAAGUCAAAAAGGGUGCACCUCUACACAUUAUGUCAGGAGAGGAGCUUUGGGAAUGUGUGAAAGACCUUCCGAAGGCUACAAAUGGGCCCAAGUCAUUUCAACGCCUCAAAAAAGAAAAGAAUGGGUGGUUCAAGCAAAGCAUACUGUUGGAGCUUCCAUAUUGGAAGCAUCUGCUUAUUCGUCACAACUUAGAUGUCAUGCUCAUUGAAAAGAACUUCUUUGAUAAGUUAAUUCACACUGUAAUGGAUGUGAAAAAGCAUAUGUGUGACACGCCAUCCGCUCGAAAUGACAUUGCCAAAUAUUGUAAACGUCCGCAGCUUCAUCUUCAGGAGGAUGAUAGAGAAAAAGAGUUCAUGCCAAGGGCUCCAUUCGCUCUUGACAAGGCUCAGAGAAAAGUUUUGUGUGAGUGGGUUAAAUAG